Molecule: messenger RNA, 736 nt
Organism: Rhopalosiphum maidis (corn leaf aphid)
Lineage: Eukaryota; Metazoa; Arthropoda; Insecta; Hemiptera; Aphididae
Product: up-regulated during skeletal muscle growth protein 5-like
Exons: 3
Coding region: 164-349 (61 amino acids)
Source: RefSeq, a predicted model, not a curated record
GACAAUUCAUUGACUGUAUAUUCGUUGUAAUACUGAUAAGAAAAUUGACUGCCAAUCUUCCGACUAUAAUACUCUGUACCCAUCAGCUCUCGUGCUUGUUCGUCAAUCAAAUUUUGUAAUUUUGAUUUCUUGUUUGUACGGUUUUUUACUCCACUAAGAAAAAAUGGCACACGAAGAAGGAGACCCGGCCGAAAUCGCAAAGUUGACCGGUGUCGGAAAAUACUUUAACACUCUUACGACCAAAGGACGGGUUAACAUUGUAUGUGCAACUUAUGGAACCAUCGCUGUUGGAUAUCUAUUAUACAAACUGCGCAGCCCAAAAGCAGAAAAACCAAGUUCUUCGUCUUGAAUACAAUUUUUAAUUAAUUUUAGAAAUGCUUCUUAGAUUUAGGAUAUAUGUUUUGAUUAUUAUUUAAGAUUUAUUUCAUAUAAAAAGAAUUAUAAUUAAGGAAUCAUAUUAAAUAAAGAUACCGCAAUGUUCUUUAUUUAGCGUGAAUGUUUAUAUUGUAUUCAGUUUACUAUGGAAGAAAAUAUUUAAUUUACAACAAAUUUAUAUACAUGGUACAGUUAACAACAAAACAAAAAUCGAUCUUUGUUUAAUAAUAUUAACGUUCAUCCAUUUGUUUGUCUCUGGUUAUAACAUGAUCUUCAAAUUUUACCAUGUAAGUAGUACCUUUGUGCCAAUGUGCAGUAACUUUAGCAUUCUAUAAAAUAAUAAAAUUCAAUUUAAAAAACA